CAUUAAACAGUAUUCGAUUUGUACUUUAUAGUAGUCGAAAAACGCCGUGUUGAGGAUCCGGCAUCUAUAUUUUAUUUACCAGCAGUUAAAUUAUAGAAAACCAAUAAAAUGACUAUCGGCAAGAACAACAAAAUGAUUCAGCACCUGAAUUAUCGGGUGCGAAUCGUUCUGCAGGACUCUCGGACUUUCAUCGGAACUUUUAAAGCCUUUGACAAACACAUGAACUUGAUCUUAGGAGAUUGCGAGGAGUUCCGGAAAAUACGUUCGAAGAAUUCCAAAGUGCCGGAACGAGAGGAAAAAAGGGUUCUAGGGUUCGUAUUACUGCGUGGCGAGAAUAUAGUUUCCUUGACGGUGGAAGGUCCUCCGCCACCGGAGGAGGGCCUGCCCCGAGUUCCCAUUCCUGGAGCAGCUCCUGGCCCUGGACUUGGUCGAGUUGCCGGACGGGGUGUGCCCAUCAAUAUGUCUGCCGUGCCAGCAGGUCUCCAAGGACCCGUGAGAGGCGUGGGUGGACCAGCUCAACAGCACAUGGCUCCUAUGGGGCGGGGAGUGCCCCGGGCCCCGAUGAUGGGAGCUCCACCACCGGGAAUGAUUCCCGGCGGUAUGCCUUCGAUGCCAGGAAAUAUGGGUCGCGGCGCUCCUCCACCAAUGCGUGGCCCGCCGCCAAGCAUGAUCCGAGGAGCACCACCACCAAGCAGGGGUGGUUAUUAGGUAUACCGUCAACACAAUAAAACUUACUUA
This is a messenger RNA of Drosophila eugracilis, 738 nucleotides long. It is a transcript of the gene SmB, whose product is annotated as small nuclear ribonucleoprotein-associated protein B. The transcript is spliced from 2 exons. Gene Ontology annotation, biological process: mRNA splicing, via spliceosome. The record is from RefSeq and is a predicted model, not a curated record. NCBI's taxonomy places the organism in Eukaryota, Metazoa, Arthropoda, Insecta, Diptera, Drosophilidae. Bases 109 to 708 code for a protein of 199 amino acids. Gene Ontology annotation, molecular function: RNA binding. Gene Ontology annotation, cellular component: U4/U6 x U5 tri-snRNP complex; U2 snRNP; U1 snRNP.